Messenger RNA from Triticum aestivum (bread wheat), 3113 nucleotides. Its product is annotated as probable leucine-rich repeat receptor-like protein kinase At1g35710. Gene Ontology annotation, molecular function: protein binding. Bases 1 to 825 code for a protein of 274 amino acids. NCBI's taxonomy places the organism in Eukaryota, Viridiplantae, Streptophyta, Magnoliopsida, Poales, Poaceae. The record is from RefSeq and is a predicted model, not a curated record. The transcript is spliced from 7 exons.
AUGAAGCACUUAGUUGCAUUAGAUUUGUCCAGUAAUGAUCUUUUUGGUUCCAUCCCAAAUAGCAUAGAAAAUUUGACCAAACUCACCGCGUUGUACAUUUUCAUCAACCAACUUUCUGGACACAUCCCUCGAGAACUAGGUCGCCUUGUGAACUUAGUGAAUCUGGAUCUUGGCACUAACGCCCUAACUGGUUCCAUCCCAAAUAGCAUAGGAAAUUUGACCAAACUCACAGCGUUGUACAUUUUCAUCAACCAACUUUCUGGACACAUCCCUCGAGAACUAGGUUGCCUUGUGAACUUAGAGCAGUUGAUGCUUAGCAACAACACGCUAACUGGUUCCAUCCCAAAUAGCAUAGGAAAUUUGACCAAACUCACAUCCUUAUACCUUGACAACAACCUACUUUCUAGACACAUCCCUCGAGAACUAGGUCGCCUUGAGAACUUAGAGCAGUUGAUGCUUAGCAACAACACACUAACAGGUUUCAUCCCAAAUAACAUAGGAAAUUUGACGAAACUCAUAUUUUUGUACCUUGACAAUAACCAACUUUCUAGCCAAAUUCCACGAGAACUAGGUUAUUUAGUCAACUUAGACUCCUUGGGGCUUAGCUAUAACACACUGACAGACUUCAUCCCAAACAACCUAGGCAAUCUCACAGAACUCGCUAGCUUGUACCUUGACAAUAACCAACUUUCCGGCCACAUUCCCCAAGAAUUAGGUUAUUUGGCCAACUUAGAGUGGUUGUCUCUUAGAAAUAAUGCACUAACAGGUCCCAUCCCAAAUAGCCUUGGCAAUCUGACAGAACUCAAAAGGUUGUACUUUGGCUAGAACCAACUUUCCGGGCCAAUUCCAUGAGGAAUAGCUUGGUUGUUGAAUAUAGAGUACUUUUAGAGCAUAGUAACAACACACUAACAGAUUUAAUCACAAACAGCAUAGACUAUCCUGUAGAAUUAUCUUUCUUUCACAAGAUGGCCCCGUCCUCAUCCACCCCUCUCCUCUCCCUCACGGGAACAAACCUCCUGCCGGACCCCUCCUCCGCCUCCAUGGUGCUGCUGCAAAAGCUCCUCCUCCUCCGCGCUCGUCCUCACCGCCGCCACGGCCCACGCCCUCGCCGCUUGGUAACUCGACGCCAGCGUGCUCACCAGCGACUAGGCCGCCGGCGGCCCUCGCCGUCUUCGACUGCGGCGCGACCCCUCUCGCCUGCGCCACCGACGUCGUCGGCGCGCUCUCCUGCGAGGCCGCGGCCUGGGCCGUCCCCGAAGCACCCGCCGCCUCCAAGGACAGGGCCGACGUCGCCGCCGACCUCAGGAGGGUCCUACUCGGGUCCUCCAACCGCACGGCCACCAGCGUCCCUACGGCGGCCUCGUUCUCGAGGGUGCCGGGGGCGGCGCGGGCUCAAUGCUCCGGUACUGAAGCUCGGGAACAGGGGUGCCACUGGCCGUGCAGCUUGUACGGUACUAGGUGCAGUCGGUGUGCAACCCCCCAAGCUUCUGUCCUAAACUGGAGUCCCUACACACAGUACACGGCAACACGUGGCUUUGGGAAAAGGAUACAGGAGAGAUAAUAAUAACCUAUCGAAAGGAAGAUACCGAGAAUUCUACCAGUGUGACUUCGACAUUGCUGGAGUCUACGAGCCACUGGAACCAGAUUUCGAGGUUAUCAAAACUCUGACAGAGUUGCUACAUAUAUAGGCUAGAUACUGGCAUGUAUGAGAUAAAACUAAAUCAUAGAAGGUACUCGAUGGAAUGCUGGAGAUCUACGGCUUGCCUCCCGAGAAGUUCGACAAACUGACAUUCGAAGACGUGAAAAAAGAACUGGUGGAAGAGAAGGGUGUACCACAUGAAACACUGAAAAGAUUGGAAGUUCAUGGAGAAUGCUGGGUCUGUUGUUGCCUGGACUGGAAGACUCUGCUCAGCUUAUCCCCGGAUCCUGCUGCUGUUUCUCCCACCAGGCUUGCGUUUGCAACUCAUUUCUAGCACGCCUUCAUAAGCCUCCCGUGCAAUGCUCAGUUCGAAGAGCUCUCCGCGUAGGAUCUCUUCCUGACAUACUCCCUGAACAGCGAUUACCCCCUGACGCUGCCGGUUUACGGCGACUGGAAAAAGCCAGCCGAGUCCAAGGCGAUCAUAUUCCGGCGUGGGUAUUCGACUGAGAGCCAAAAAGGCCAGCUGUUGAUGAAGAAACUUGAUUACCUGCAGUAGAAACUGUUGCAGAAUAUUUUCUUCAGCCUUUCCAAACCCUUGAUGCACCAAGGAGGACACUUUGAUGUGCUACUGGCAGCUCAAAUGGGCGAGGCGACCGAGGAGGCCCUGAUGCCACUGGCCGUGCAACUUGUACGCGGUAGGCGCACUCGACAUUCAACCUCUCAGCGCCGCUCGGGCACUGCCUCUGCGCUACUGCUGCAUAGUGAUCAUGCUACUGACGGAAAGGGCACUGCUUCUUCGCGUGGAUUCUGCAGUGGUUACCCAAGCUAUCGUUUGCUCCCAGUUGUCCUAAACUGGAGCCCCUACAGUACAUGGUGAAGUGAAGAAAGCUAUGAAGAGCAGUGAAUGAAUCAGCGAGGAAGAGAUUGCCUAAAGUUCCCAAGGGAACACGUGACUUUGGGGGAGAUCAUCAAAUGGCCAUAAGGCGGCAUGCACUUUCAGUAAUAACAGUUGUACUACUCCCUCCGUCUCUAAAUACUUGUCUUUCUAGGCAUUUCAAAUGAAUAUCACAUACGGAUGUAUGUAGACAUAUUUUAGAGUGUAGAUUCACUCAUUUUACUCCGUAUGUAGUCACUUGUUGAAAUGCCUAGAAAGACAAGUAUUUAGGAACGGAGGGAGUAUUUGAGAUGCACGGUGUUGCUGAAAUUGAUACACCUGCAUUUGAGUUGAGAGAAACCCUUACGGGCAAAUACGACCUUGCUGAUCAGAUCCAAUUGUAAAGCUAGCAUAGUUUUUUUUUUCUUUUUUUGAAACCUGAAGGUGGCAUCCAGAGAAAACUACUUUCAGAACAACCGAUCAUUUCUCUCGUUUUUAGAUUACUUAAUCGAGUUCAGCCUCCAACUUAUUUCAUUCAUGUCUUCUGUACUGAUGAGCGGUAAUGAGAAUAACCAAAGAUAUGACAAGGUUUUUCUGUAC